ACUGUCAGCUCAGCUGUCAUUUUUGCACACUUGCAGUACUUGCACUUGUAGACUAAGAAUACUGAAAAGGCGUUUAUAUUUUGCAUUUCUUCGAUUUAUAUUUCCUAAUUAAUCAUGAGCUUCGUCGCUAAAACCAGAACUUCGCUUUUGCCAGCCAUUUUAAGAAGAAUGUACUCCGGAGAACCCGGAUCUGGUGCCGGCAGGGGUGGCGGCGGUGGUGGCUCGAUCCGCGAGGCUGGCGGCACCUUCGGCAAGAUGGAGGCUGCGAGGGAGGAUGAAUACUUCUACAAGCAGCAAAAGCAGCAACUCGCCAACCUGAAAGGACACUUGAACAAGGAGAUCUCCUUCCACCAGGAGCAAAUCAAGCGCCACGAAGACGCCAUCCGCCGCCACAAGGAGCAGAUGGCUGAGAUGAAGGAAUAAACCGUUUUCUGUGAGACCAUGGAAGGCAGACUCUUAAAGACAUGACUACAUACACAAACAAUUCUUAAAGAUUUACUAGCUUAUGACUAUGUCACUAUAGUCACCUUGUGAAAAAAUUACCACUGAUUUAUAAACGCCAGCUAACUAAUGCAUGCAAAUAUAAAUCAAUUGCGAUUUCUGUUACUAUGUAACCCUUUUGCGACAGUUAGACUUACUUUGGUGGGAUUUCUUUUAUGACACAAAAGGUUAACAUGAACAGAAAUUAAAAUGUAUGCAUUUAGCAUUUUUUAUGUACUUUUGUAAUAUUAUGAUCAAUUUCAAGUUUUAAACAGUUGAAUGCUAGUCAUUAUAAAUCAGUGGUUGCUAUAAAUAUCUAGGUUACAACACAACUCAUGUCUUAGACCUUUGGACAUUAUAAUGUAAUGUUGCAAUAUCUAAAAGGUUUUACAAUUAUGUUUAAGAAUGUUACUUAUUUUUUUGCUUUUAUUUUGUUUAGUGGUAGUUUGUAUGGAAGGAUAACGCAAUUACAUAAUUGUUAAUCUGC
This is a messenger RNA of Leguminivora glycinivorella, 967 nucleotides long. RefSeq names its product ATPase inhibitor mai-2, mitochondrial-like. Gene Ontology annotation, molecular function: ATPase inhibitor activity. The record is from RefSeq and is a predicted model, not a curated record. Gene Ontology annotation, biological process: negative regulation of ATP-dependent activity. The transcript is spliced from 3 exons. Gene Ontology annotation, cellular component: mitochondrion. Lineage: Eukaryota; Metazoa; Arthropoda; Insecta; Lepidoptera; Tortricidae. Bases 115 to 423 code for a protein of 102 amino acids.